Macadamia integrifolia is the source of this 3755-nucleotide messenger RNA. Its product is annotated as pentatricopeptide repeat-containing protein At1g71420. The transcript is spliced from 2 exons. Lineage: Eukaryota; Viridiplantae; Streptophyta; Magnoliopsida; Proteales; Proteaceae. Gene Ontology annotation, molecular function: protein binding; RNA binding; zinc ion binding. Gene Ontology annotation, biological process: RNA modification. The coding region runs from base 14 to 2236 and encodes 740 amino acids. The record is from RefSeq and is a predicted model, not a curated record.
CCAAGGGCCAUCCAUGGGGAUGGAACGAUGGACAUGGAGGUGGAGAUGGAGAUGGGAGCGCUUCUACUCCGGCUUCUGCACAAUCCCCAACUCAAGCAUCUCCCAACCCGACUCUGUUCAGCUUCAAUACGUCUUCACUCUCUGUGCCCGUGGCCAACUCCAGGAGGCUCUCAGUCUCUUCUAUGCCAUUAACAAACCCAACUCACAAGCUUACGCCACCCUUCUCCAAGGCUGCGCCAGGCACCGCUGCCUCGACCAAGGUCGAGCCCUCCACCAACAUAUGCUUGCCCACAGCCACGACCCUGACCUUUUCGUGACCAAUCAUCUUAUCAAUCUAUACGCCAAGUGUGGCUGCUUGGAGGUCGCUCGUCAACUGUUCGACCAAAUGCCCCUGAGAAAUCUGGUUUCUUGGACUGCUCUUAUCACUGGUUACGACCAGCAUGGCCGAUCCGAUGAUUGUUUUCGACUAUUCUCCUCCAUGCUUGCCCACCACCAUCCCACUGAAUUCGCCUUUGCGAGCGUUCUUGGAUCCUGUAAUUGCAUUCGAGGCCGGCAGGUACAUGCCCUCGUCUUAAAGACCUCUUUUGAUACUUAUGUUUACGUUGCAAACGCUCUUAUUACAAUGUACUCGAAGAACUUAGGUUGUGAUGGCGCUUGGGCCGUCUUUCAAAGCAUGCCAACACGUAGUCUUAUCACUUGGAAUUCGAUGCUCGCAGGGUUCCAGCUUUGUGGUUAUGGGGCCCAAUCGCUGGACCUCUUCUCUCAAAUGCACAGUGAUGGUAUUGGAUUUGAUCGGGCGACAUUUUUAAGCGUUAUUUCUUCUUUGUGUUCAGAUGAUAACGAUGUUGUUUUGGGCCUUGAGCACUGCUACCAUUUGCACUGCCUGGCUUUGAAGACUGGGUUUGUAUCUCAGGUUGAGGUUGCCACUGCCUUAAUGAAUGCCUAUUCAAAGCUUGGAGGGGAUGUUAGUGAGUGUUACUGGCUCUUCAAUGAGACAAGUGGUUGUCGAGAUGUUGUUUCUUGGACUGGGAUUAUAACUUCUUGUGCAGAGCAGAAGCCAGAACAAGCACUUCUACUCUUCCGUCAGAUGAAAUGGGAAGGCUUAAAUCCAGAUUGCUAUACUUUCUCAGCUGUCAUCAAAGCAUGUGCAGGCCUUUCUACUGAGUGUCAUGGUUCAGCUGUCCACGCUCAAGUCAUCAAGGUUGGGUUCGAGGAAGAUAUGGUGCUUGCUAAUGCCCUUAUCCAUGCCUAUGCACGGUGCGGUUCCAUCUGCAGGUCAGAGCAAGUUUUCAACCGUAUGGAAUUUCUUGACAUAGUUUCGUGGAACUCGAUUUUCAAAGCUUAUGCUUUGCAUGGGAAAGCGGUGAAGGCAUUACAGCUCUUUGAGCAAAUGAAUGUCCAACCUGAUGCUGCCACCUUUGUAUCUCUUCUCACAGCUUGUAGCCAUGCUGGACUCGUAGAUCAAGGAACUAAAAUCUUUGACAUGAUGAUUCAAAAUUAUGGAAUUUACCCUCAACGUGAUCAUUUUGCAUGCAUGGUUGACAUUCUUGGGCGGGCUGGGCACCUUCUUGAGGCUGAGGCUCUAAUUUACAAAAUGCCAAUGGAGCCCGACUCUGUGGUCUGGAGUGCUCUGCUUGGUGCUUGCAGGAAACACCGGGAAUCCAAGAUGGCUGAGCUGGCAGGGAGGAAGCUGAUGGAGUUGGAUCCUAAAAAUUCACUAGGCUAUGUAUUGAUGUCAAAUAUAUAUUCUUCAGAGGGUUGCUUUCAUACUGCAGCUUUUAUUAGGAAGGAGAUGAGAGGGUGUAGAGUAAGGAAGGAACCUGGCUUGAGCUGGAUUGAAGUUGAGAAUCAGGUACAUGAGUUUGCCUCUGGAGGACAACGCCAUCCUCAGCGAGAGGCCAUAUGUGCCGAGCUUGAAGUGUUGGUUGGGAAGUUAAAGGGGAUGGGUUAUGUGCCAGAGACAAACUCGGCCUUGCAUGAUAUAGGGGAGGAGCACAAGGAGGAGCAGUUAUUUUAUCACAGUGAGAAGUUGGCUUUGGCAUUUGUGGUGAUGAAUUCUGGCCGAGUUUGUGAUUGGAAGACCAUAAGGAUUAUGAAGAACAUUAGGAUUUGUCUCGAUUGUCAUAACUUCAUGAAAUUAGCAUCAGAUCUUCUUCAAAGGGAGAUUUUAGUGAGAGAUGCAAACCGUUUCCACCAGUUUAGAGGUGGUUUGUGCUCUUGCAGUGACUAUUGGUAACCAGCCAACAUCAUUAAAUUGUAGCUACUUGGGAUGUCUUCAUUUUGUUCGCUGUGCUUUACAUUUUUUUCAGAUGUAAGGGCAGACAUAAAAAAAGAAUAGCCCCAUCUCCCCCCUUUUAACUAUCGAUUAAGUUUGCAUUUAUGGGGAUCUGGCAAAGUUGAGAGAUUUUCUUGCAUUGAAGUAAUCUGACUUUACUUACCCAUGAGGUUUUUGGUCUCUGGUUACCACGGUCAGCAAGAUUUAAAAACUGGUAUUUAAAUCAUAUGGCAGAGGUCAGGCUGACAGUGAACCUGCAAAGGCAAUCGUUUCAAGCUGGUCGGUAAUCUGAGCCAUGGCAGGGCUGUGAGUACCUCUGAUUUGAUUCUAGUUCGUGGCUGAUGGUCUUUGCAAAUGUUAUACCUUGUUCUCCACCAGGUUACAGAUGGCUAUUCAGUGUGAUGAUAUAAGUCGGAUAGCUUCUCAUGUAUUUAAGAAGUAAUGGCAGUGGACCUCCUUUCAAUGCAGCUGCAGAGAAGGAAGAUUUCAAGAAUUGACUCAGUUCCGUCCUACAUCUGACUUUUUUGUGAAUGAUGACAUGAGUACAUGACUGUGACUGGUUCUUUUCGUAUCAUGGAAACUGGUGGUCAUGUUAAAUAAAAGGGUGGAAUCAUGUGUAAGAAUGGAACGAAAGAAACCAUGGAGAAAACCCAAGGAUGCCAUCUUUUAUUUUGAUAAAAUGGAUUCACAUGAGACUGGGAGGUCUGAGCAGAAUUAAAAGAAGCAGAAUGUGUCUGAAAGCAAUAAGGAGAUGAUGGUUGCAAAAUGUUGAGGAACUGCUGUCUGAUGUUGUCGAGUGGAUGCAUUCUAUGAUGGGCGUCUCUCAGUGGUUUUCUUAUGACAUGGGUAAAGAAUUUGUCUAUAUGACCAUACAACCAAGUAAAUUUGUUGGGCUAAGGCAUCCAGAAGAAGCAAUUGCUGAAUUAACUGUGAUGCUGCCCCCUAGAGAUGACGGUUGGAAGAGGGUUGAUUUCACACCAUUUAAGUUCUGGUCCACUGGGAGUUCAAAAAUUUGAGGACAGGGAGAAAAUUCUCUUGUGAAGCCACUUGUGGCAUGAAGGUUAGAUGUGGAUAUGAAGUUUUGGCAUGGUUUGUUGCAGGAGGAACGGUGUUGGCAAACUAUGGCAAAUGAAAAAAAGUUCAGCACCAAAACCAUGCUUGAAACCAGUUUGAGGUCAAAGUAGAUGGAAUAGUGAAAUGACUCUCCUCUUCACACAAGUCAUCAGAUUUUCACCUCUCCAUUGUAGAGAAUGAAGGAUAUAUUGGUUUUGACAGAAUUUUUUUCCGAGUUCCUGCCAGAUUUGCAGAGACAUGCUUGCCAACUGGUUGCUGUACAGCUUAAACUCCAUGGAGAGAUCUGUGACUCAUAUUGGUGGAAAUUGUAAUCCCUUUUGCACGAAUGCAGAAUACAGAAAGUGAAAUGUGUUUUUGGAUCUGAUUAUACAGUUGAUUUUCAUUAAUCGGUGAUCGCAUUUUCUUA